AUGGGCACUUGGACGGCGUCGCCACCCGUGGCCGCGGCCACCUCCAACUCUGCCGGCGUCCAACUGACCGCGGCCACCGUCGAGGGGGUCCGCGUGAAGCCGCGCGUCUCGACUGUUGCUCCCGCCUCCGGUCCCACCGCAUCUGGCCCCAAGACUCCUCCCGCCUCGGGGCAGCACACUUACGUCGCCUACGACGUAUCCCAACUGGACAGUGUCGGCCAGCAGACGCUCAACGACUCACAAGUGGCCGUGGCCGUUGCCUACGCCUACACGGUGCUGCCUUGCCAUCUGGGGGAGGCCGUCUCCCAGGCGAAUCAGGACGAGCCCGUCCACCGACCCGAGUCCCGAGGGUGUCCGACCUCGUGUCCUCCCGACGGUAGGCAGGCGGACAAGAGGUCUCGGCCACCACUGAGCAGGCCCAGCCGCAGUUGUGAACACCUCGGGUCGCGGCGGGCCGUACCCAUGGCACCGGUUUCGCUGCCUCCUUUCUGCAGGUCUCAUCGUUCCAGGUCGCUCGAGGCGAAUCCUCUCGCGCUAGUGAACAUGCCGGUCGAGUUUGCUGGUCAUGUUAGCAACGAGACUGACGUACAGAAACAGACGGACAUAAAGGCUUCAGUCGGUCAAGAGGCUGAUCAAGGCAGGCCGAGCAACAGGGGUAAACGGAGUAGUAAUGGAUACUGCUUCAUUACCGCCCUCCUUGCCGACGGUGAAGAGGUAAACAAGCCCACUAGCAACCCCGGUCAUGGUAUUAGUCUCGACAAUGGCGCAAUCGGCAUCGGCGUCGACAACAACGAGGCGCCGCCCGAGGAC
Molecule: messenger RNA, 810 nt
Organism: Protopolystoma xenopodis
Lineage: Eukaryota; Metazoa; Platyhelminthes; Monogenea; Polystomatidea; Polystomatidae
Source: the annotation of a GenBank genome assembly